Prunus armeniaca (apricot) is the source of this 1260-nucleotide messenger RNA. The record is from the annotation of a GenBank genome assembly. Lineage: Eukaryota; Viridiplantae; Streptophyta; Magnoliopsida; Rosales; Rosaceae.
AUGGCAUUUCACAGAACCCUAAAGUCCAAGUCUGGACCCAGUUCCUCAAUCAUCUUCCCUGCCUUCUGCAUAGCUGCGAUUGCGCUCCUCUUCUUCUUUGCCUCUCUCAUUUCCACAAACUCUGUAUCCUCUCCAAAAUCCCUAGAAAGUGUGACCAAGUCAGAGAACAAUGGCCAGAAUGACCAGAAUGGCCAUGAGAAGUUCCUCUACUGGGGUAACAGAAUUGAUUGCCCUGGAAAGCACUGCGAAUCCUGUGAAGGUCUGGGCCACCAGGAGUCCAGCCUCCGGUGUGCUCUUGAAGAGGCCAUGUUCCUUAAGAGAACCUUUGUAAUGCCUUCCAGAAUGUGUAUCAACCCAAUACACAAUAAGAAAGGGAUCCUUCGUCGCUCAAAUAUGGCAAAUCAGAAUUUGAAGAUUUCCACUGCUACUUUUGCUAAAAUGGCGUUAAUUUCCUGUUUCAAGUGGGCAGCAGAGUAUUGUUCCAUGGACUCUUUGUAUGAUAUGGACCUCAUAUCGGACACUGUACCAGUAAUUUUAGACAAUUCAAAACUGUGGUAUCAGGUGCUCACAACAAGUAUGAAGUUGGGAGCUAGAGGAGUUGCUCAUGUGGAAAGAGUUAGUCGUGUUGAUCUCAAAGAGAACAGUCGUUUCUCAAAUCUUUUGCUGAUAAACAGAACUGCAAGCCCUCUGUCAUGGUUUAUGGAGUGCAAGGAUCGAAAUGACCGUAGUGCUAUACUUUUGCCAUACUCCUUUCUCCCCUCAAUGGCAGCAAAGAACUUAAGGAAUGUAGCUGACAAGGUUAAGGCACUCCUUGGUGAUUAUGAUGCAAUUCAUGUUCGUCGUGGCGAUAAAAUUAAGACCAGGAAGGACAGGUUUGGUGUUGACAGGACCCUGCAUCCUCAUCUGGACAGGGAUACACGCCCAGAGUUUAUUCUCCACAGAAUUGAAAAAUGGGUCCCACCUGGACGAACUCUUUUUAUUGCUUCAAAUGAAAGGACGCCAGGAUUUUUUUCACCUCUCUCAGUCAGAUACAAAUUGGCUUACUCAUCAAACUAUAGCCACAUUUUGGAUCCCGUGAUUGGAAAUAACUACCAAUUGUUCAUGGUUGAAAGGCUUAUCAUGAUGGGUGCUAAAAAAUUCAUUAGAACAUUCAAAGAAGACGAUACAUAUCUCAGUCUUACCGAUGACCCGAAGAAGAACUCCAAGUUAUGGAAAAUGCCAGUCUCUACCAUGGAUGAAGAUGGCAAGCAAACACUUUGA